AUCCUUGGCAAAUUUACACUUAAAUGAACAAUUUGAUUUGUCUGGCGUUUCUUCAAUGAAAACUGAGUUGUUUAAAGCUUAUAAAGAAGGACAACCAUUUCCUGUUUUGUGUGUUUUGGAGUAUUUUUCAUUGGGUCAAGAUGCGUUUUCGUGGGGAAAUCAAUUUAGAAAAGCUGGGUAUUAUACAAAAGCUUUACUUUGGUUUACUUUUGGAUGUUGGUUAUUACAAUUUAUUUUACUUCCAUUUCUUCCACAUUAUUUUGCUAAAACUGGACUUUUAAUUGGAUUUUUAAUUCUUUUGUCUAACAUGCUUUAUAUUUUACUUUCUCCAAAUGAUUUACAUAUUGCAUUUCCGUCACCAAAUGGUCAUUCCAACUUUACACAAUUUCGGUUAAUUUUUAAUAAAAACUCCAAAAUUCUGAAAAAUAAUUUAAGAAUUCAGAUUUGGAAUUUGUUUUUGGAUGAAUGUUGUUGCUGGUAA
Meloidogyne enterolobii is the source of this 481-nucleotide messenger RNA. NCBI's taxonomy places the organism in Eukaryota, Metazoa, Nematoda, Chromadorea, Rhabditida, Meloidogynidae. The record is from the annotation of a GenBank genome assembly.